GGACUUCUCACAAUUGCGUUCUUCUCGUUGCUUAAAAUUUACUUGGUGUCUUUUUACUACCGACUUCCUCGCUCUUUCCUCUCCUCCCGUCUCGCGGUCCUAUCGCUCACCGUGUCCCGGUUCCGCCUUGAUUCCUCGUUCUACAGCCGAAUCAUGAAGGUUGCGAGUGGUACCGCCGCUGCCGCUGGCCCCAGUUGCGCUCUCAAGGCCGGGAAGGUGUCCGGAGGUGCCGGGGAAGUAGUGCGCUGCCUGUCGGAACAGAGCGUUGCUAUCUCGCGCUGCGGCGGGGCCGGCACCCGGCUCCCUGCCUUGUUAGACGAGCAGCAGGUGAACGUGCUGCUCUACGACAUGAACGGGUGCUACUCCCGCCUUAAGGAGCUGGUGCCUACGCUCCCCCAGAACCGCAAGGUCAGCAAGGUGGAGAUCCUGCAGCACGUCAUUGACUACAUCUGGGACUUGCAACUGGAACUGGACUCUCAGGCCGCCGGCACCCCAGGGGGCCGGGGCCUCCCCGCCCGGGCACCCCUCAGCACCCUCAACGGCGAGAUGAGUGCCCUCGCGGCCGAGGCUGCCUGCGUUGGUGCAGAUGAUCGUAUACUGUGCCGCUGAGUCGUCCGUCAGACGACCACGGACUCUGGAAGCUGGGGCGAGAGAGAAAAGCGCCCGUGGGUUUCCCAGAUUUCCCCAUUCCCCUCCCGUCCUCGUGAGGAAAGGGACCGUCGGGAGCCUUGCUGUCCUGCGUGGAGGGGGGUGACCUCACGAACCCCGUGGGAUGAGCUGGCCCAUCCCAGCGCCCCGUUGGGGUUAGGGGGCAUGGAGUCGCUGCAGCCCCAGGGGCCAGAGACCUCUGGGUCCCAUUGAGACUCUUGACUUCUCCGUGCUCGGGGGAGACCUGUUUAUUAUAUUUUUUAAAGACAUUCCUUGAAAAAAAUGUAAUUUGUUUUUUGCUUCUCAGAUUUCUGAGAAAAUAAUUGCCUGUAUUGUAUAUUACAAUGAUUAUUGAGAAUAUUGUUUUUUACAAUAGUGUGU
Messenger RNA from Dromiciops gliroides (monito del monte), 1029 nucleotides. RefSeq names its product inhibitor of DNA binding 1, HLH protein (gene ID1). The coding region runs from base 154 to 609 and encodes 151 amino acids. Lineage: Eukaryota; Metazoa; Chordata; Mammalia; Microbiotheria; Microbiotheriidae. Gene Ontology annotation, biological process: negative regulation of transcription by RNA polymerase II; circadian regulation of gene expression; cell differentiation. Gene Ontology annotation, cellular component: nucleus; cytoplasm. The record is from RefSeq and is a predicted model, not a curated record. The transcript is spliced from 2 exons. Gene Ontology annotation, molecular function: transcription regulator activity; protein dimerization activity.